AUGGAGCUCAGUCAACUUCCUCUUGUGCUCUGGAACAGCAUUGAGAGUUAUGACAAUGUUUACUCUAAACAGAAGUUAGAAACAGAUCAAGAAAGACCAAAAGCCAAAGUGAGCAUUAAACCUGCUCAACAUGUAUUCAGAGGAGACACAGUCACUCUCAGAUGUGACAUUGAUGGUGAAGGAGUCACUAGCUGGCAGUACAGCUGGUAUAAAGAUGAUUCAUCCUACAGUACCAGUGAACUACAGGAACACACAUUCAGGUCUGUUACGGAGUCUGAUGCAGGUAAAUACUUCUGUUAUGGAGCAGAGAGAGGAGGAUCACGCAGCUCACAAGACAGUGAUGCAGUUACACUGACAGUAUCAGACAGACCUCAGGCAGUUUUAAGUGUUUCUCCACAGAAGUGGUUGACUGAAGGAGAUCCAGUGACUCUGAUCUGUGAGGUUUACGGCUCCUCUACAGGCUGGACAUUCAGCUGGUACAAUCUAACUGCUUCAUCAGACAACAGAUAUCAUUUUCAGCGGCUCUCAGACAACAGUAGAGGAGCUGGAGGAAACUACACUGUCAGUUCUGCUGCUCUAAAUCACACAGGAGUUUAUGUGUGCAGAGCAGAGAGAGGCGAACCAGCCUAUAAAACAACAUUCAGCAACACACAGCCAGUAUGGGUCACUGCUCUAAUAGUCUUCUCAGGUGUUUCUCCUCGAGUCUCUCUGAUCAUCAGUCCCAGCAGAACUCAACACUUCCCAUCUGUCUCUCUCUCUCUGAGCUGUGAGGACCAGAGAAACUCUGAUAGAUGGAAUGUGAAAAGAUACACAGACAGGUGGGGGCUGCAAGAUUGUUCAUCAUCAGUGUGGGGAUCACAAACAGGAUCUACAUGUACAAUCAGCUCCACUAUCACAUCAGACACAGGAGUGUACUGGUGCCAGUCUGAAUCUGGAGAGAACUAUCAUCCUGUUAAUAUCACUGUACACUAUGGUGUGGUUCUGGAGAGUCCUGUUCAUCCUGUGACUGAAGGAGAUACUCUGACUCUACGCUGUUUAUAUCAAAAUUCAACCCCACCAAACCUCAGUCAGAGCAGCCUCAGGAUCUGA
Molecule: messenger RNA, 1089 nt
Organism: Sinocyclocheilus rhinocerous
Lineage: Eukaryota; Metazoa; Chordata; Actinopteri; Cypriniformes; Cyprinidae
Product: Fc receptor-like protein 5
Exons: 8
Coding region: 1-1089 (362 amino acids)
Biological process (GO): immune response; cell surface receptor signaling pathway
Cellular component (GO): external side of plasma membrane
Molecular function (GO): transmembrane signaling receptor activity
Source: RefSeq, a predicted model, not a curated record